Messenger RNA from Condylura cristata (star-nosed mole), 2143 nucleotides. RefSeq names its product minichromosome maintenance domain containing 2 (gene MCMDC2). NCBI's taxonomy places the organism in Eukaryota, Metazoa, Chordata, Mammalia, Eulipotyphla, Talpidae. The coding region runs from base 98 to 2143 and encodes 681 amino acids. The transcript is spliced from 14 exons. The record is from RefSeq and is a predicted model, not a curated record. Gene Ontology annotation, molecular function: ATP binding; DNA binding; single-stranded DNA helicase activity. Gene Ontology annotation, biological process: double-strand break repair via break-induced replication.
UCUAGGUUUUCUCAAAUUUUCUAUGAAUUUCACCAUCUGUGAAAUUACCUACAACUGUGGUUUAAUUAAUUAGUGAUAGAGAAGACUCUAGGAGAAAAUGUCAAAUCUGAAAAUGAAAGAGGCAGCUCUUAUCUAUCUUGACAGAAGUGGAGGCCUCCAAAAAUUUAUGGAUGACUGCAAGUAUUACAAUGAUUCAAAACAAAAUUUUGCUGUCUAUCGAUUCAGUAUUUUACUAAGUCCUUCUGAUGUUGUUGAAUUAGAUGCUGAACUUGGAAAUCUUAUUUUACAUCAGCCUUUGAAAGCUGCUCAAGUUUUUCAAUCAGUCUGUUUUGUUGCUGUUAAGACUCUCUCAUUAAUUGAACAAUUACAAACUGAGACGCAAAUCAAUAUAGUACUGAAGUUAACACAUUUACCUCCUCUGCCAAGUUAUAGUCUUGAUCUUUGUGAGUUUCCACUUGAUUAUACAUCUCAAAGAUUUUAUAUGAUGCAAGGAAUUGUAAUUGCAAUGACAACUGUAACCAAGUAUACACAAGGUGCAAGAUUUCUUUGUUCAGAUGAAGCAUGCCCUCUUUCAAAAGGAUUUCAGUAUAUAAGAGUGCAUGUGCCUGGUGCUACAGAAUCUGCAACAGUAAGAAAUGAUUUUUUGUGUGAUCUUUGUGCAUCUUCACUUCAGGAAGACAGGAAGUUUAGAGUACUUGGUGAUAAACAGAUAGUUGAAAUAAUUGCCACAAAGGCACUUCAUGCUUUUCAGGGAUAUUCUAACAACCGGCCAUUUAGGUUUCAAUCUUUUACAAUUUUUCUAAGAGAUGAAUCAGUGAAUAAAAUGGAUAUAGGAAAUGAGUACAAAAUCAUUGGAAUUCCAACCUGUGUGAAAACCUCACAAACUGCUGUCUGUGUAGAAGCAAACAGUAUCACUUUUUGCAGUCCAAAGGUUCCCUCAGGAAUUAGCGACAAUUUCAGAUGUCUCCUCUCUUUGACUUCCAGCUCUUAUUGGAAAUUUACAGCAAUACUUGCCAAUGUCUUUGCAUCACAGAUUGUUCCUCCUGGGACUUACAAUUUGCUCAAGCUCUGUUUGCUGAUGAGUCUAGUACAGAUAAGUGACUGUAACAAGGAACUGAAAAAUUGCCUAGAUAUUUUGAUUAUAACAAGUGACACUCUUCUUAUAGACAGGCUUUUGAAUUUUAGUAUAAACCUUGUUCCCCGUGGCAUACGUCAUCCUGUCUCCUCUGAAAUUUUUCCUACUCUGUCCAAGAAUAAGUAUGGAACUGGAGCAGGUAGCAUUCAAGCUGGCAGUGCUUUGCUAGCUAAAGGUGGUAUCUGUUUUAUAGGAGACUUGACGUCACACAAAAAAGAUAAACUUGAACAGCUCCAAUCAGUUGUGGAAACGAGAAGUAUCACAGUAUACAUCCCAGGAAAGAAGUUUGGGGAUGAUAUAGAUCAACAAGUGACUUUUCCAGUUCAGUGCAGUUUUUGGUCUUUUGUUGAUAUGGAUUCAUCUUCAAGGAGAAAUACACAGAAAGCCAGUACUUUAAUAGGUCAGAUGGAUUGUAGUUUGAUUCCAGCCAAUCUUGUAGAAGCAUUUGGGUUAUUGAUUAACUGCAAUGAAUCAUCUCCUUGCUACUCACUUCUUCCAACUGUGCAGCAUACUUUAAAAAAAGCUGUUGAUCCUGAAGGGCUACUUUACAUAGCUUCUAAACAGUUUACAAGUGAAGAUUUUGAAAAGCUGCUGGCUUUUGCAAAGAAUUUGAAUGUAGAAUUCAGCAUGGAGGCAGAGAGAAUGAUUCAUGGCUAUUACCUAGCGAGUCGCAGAAUCAGAACAGAUUCUGUAUGUGGAUCAAAACUGACAGCAUCUGCAUUAAAAUAUUUAGUUUCCCUAUCUGAAGCUCAUGCUCGACUGAACUUAAGAAAUAAAGUGCUUAAAGAAGAUGUACUAAUUGCAGCCUUAUUAUUUGAAAUAUCUCUCACACUGAAAUAUGGGGUUGCUGUGUUUUGCGUUGCACCAAAUGCACUAUUUCCAUUUGAACUGCAUAAUGAAGAAUAUUUAGAGCAAAGGGACAUUUACCUGACUCAAUGCCAACAACAGCUUCAACAGUUCAUUGACACAUAUGGACCUGGGACAGCUGUUUUUACUAGUGAUCAAUAG